Messenger RNA from Betta splendens (Siamese fighting fish), 3641 nucleotides. It is a transcript of the gene nfx1, whose product is annotated as nuclear transcription factor, X-box binding 1. The coding region runs from base 246 to 3512 and encodes 1088 amino acids. The record is from RefSeq and is a predicted model, not a curated record. Gene Ontology annotation, biological process: negative regulation of transcription by RNA polymerase II. NCBI's taxonomy places the organism in Eukaryota, Metazoa, Chordata, Actinopteri, Anabantiformes, Osphronemidae. Gene Ontology annotation, molecular function: DNA-binding transcription factor activity, RNA polymerase II-specific; zinc ion binding; RNA polymerase II transcription regulatory region sequence-specific DNA binding. The transcript has 23 exons. Gene Ontology annotation, cellular component: nucleus.
UUUGCUCGCUAGCUUCUUACUUUAGACGUCAACUACGUUAGCCUUUAGCUAGCGUUAAUGUUGACAGGGUGCGUGUAAAGCAGGUGUGGAAUCUUUCUGCUUGUCGGGGGAUUUGUCACCUUUCCAAUAAGCAGAACGAGCGUGGACACGCGCUUGGUGUUCCCGAGUGCUCGAGUUCGCCUGUCAUCUUCUGGAAAACUACCUGCUGUCAUCAAACUUUUGGAGUAGCAACAACCAGAGUUUCAAUGGCCGAGGCCUUAGAUCCACCUGACUUUAAUCCAGAUGGAACAUCUCAUCAAAAACCCAAUCAGAACAAAUCCAGAAGAGGUCGUCCCAGGCACAAUGACAGGAACCUGAAUAGUAACAAUAGUUGUGAUGCUCAGUAUGGACAUUUUAGUGGGGGCUUUGAAGCCCAGUUUAAUAGUAAUUCAAAUUAUGUAGGACAUCAGCAUCCCCCCUACGGAGGAGCUGAUGGAGCGAGAUGGCGAGGCCGCGGUAGAGGGAGGAGAGAUGGAAAUAGAGGUUCUGGAGCUGGUCCUCGGUGGCAAAGACCUGGAGGAAACUUUAGUCAACACAGUGGCAGCAACAUCGCUGUUGGUGGCCACCAAGCAGGUGCCCCUUCAGUGGAUAGACCUGAUGCUGCAACCUGGCGAAGAGACGAUGUAAAUAGAAAUGUGGAACAAACCAGUGAAGACCAGGACACACAGCCAAAAAAACAUAGAAAGUUUAGUCAGGAGCAGAGGAGAGGGGAGCAAAUUAAGAAAGGCACCCAGACAGACAAAAACUGUUCAGUAAGGUACCAAACGUCAAAUGAGUAUUCAGAAGAAAGACAACUUUCAGAAGGUGAAAGAACUCGGAGGAGCAGAACAGGUCCUGAUUCUCAACAUGAUUAUCAUCAGGGCAAACCGCCUGAGACAAAGCGUCGACAAGGACCCAUUAAGCCACCUAAACCACAGCCUCAAGAAGAGGUAGGAUCAGAGAAGGGAGCCAGCGGCCAAAAUGAUUCAGACCAUGGAAGAGCAUCUCCUAACCCUGCCUGUAAAACUGGGAGAGGCUUGGAAAGACACGCACCCCUCCAGGCCAGAGGAGGGAGACGAACACACCAGCAACACAACUGGCCGGGCCAGAGGAAGCUGGAUGAAAGGAAGAUGCCGGAGAGCAGAGAGACACAGACAGGGUGUCUCAUUGAACAGCUGUCUGAGGAGAAGUAUGAGUGCAUGGUGUGCUGCGAUAUCAUCCGGCUCAUGGCCCCGGUGUGGAGCUGCCAGAGCUGCUUCCACGUCUUCCACCUGAACUGCAUCAAGAAAUGGGCCCGAUCCCCAGCCUCACAGGCAGACGAUUCUGCGGAAGGUUGGAGGUGUCCAGCCUGCCAGAAUGUUACUCUAAAACGCCCAACCUCCUACACCUGCUUCUGUGGUAAAGUGACGAACCCGGAGUGGCAGCGUAGUGAGAUUCCUCACAGCUGUGGUGAUAUGUGUGGAAAGAAAAGGAGCGGAGUAGACUGCAACCACCCCUGUAACAUCUUAUGUCACCCUGGGCCUUGUCCUCAGUGUCCUGCCUUUGUGACACGGUCUUGUGUCUGUGGGAAGACCAGUCAACCAAUGCGCUGUGGCCAGGCUUCAGUUCUCCAGUGUGACAAAGUGUGUGGCGCUGUGCUCAACUGUACUGAACACACGUGCACGCAGGUGUGCCACGCUGGGGCGUGUCAGCCCUGCCAGCUUCAGGUUCAGCAGUUUUGCUACUGUGGAGUCACAGUCCGUGAAGUCCUCUGUGGCACAGAUAACGAAGGAUUUGAUGGCUCAGGACAUUUUUCCUGCAAAAAGAUAUGUGGGAAGACGUUGGACUGUGAAGCUCACCAGUGUCAGCAGGUGUGUCACCGUGGUAGGUGUGAGCCAUGCCAACGCUCCCCGAGCCUGGUGAAGACGUGUCCCUGUGGUCAGACGCCACUAACCAAACUCCUGGAGCUGGGUUAUUCUGAGCGACGAAGCUGCUCAGAUCCCAUCCCCUCCUGUGGAAAGACCUGCAACAAACCUAUGCCCUGUGGUUCCAAUGACACCAUUCACCUGUGUGAAAAGUUGUGCCAUGAGGGCGUCUGUGGGCCCUGCUCUCUGACCUCAACUAUCAGGUGCAGAUGUGGUAGCAAAACCAAGGAUGUUCCAUGUGCAACAGUCCAUAAAGAGGAUGAACUCAUCUUCAGCUGCGAGAAACGCUGCAACAAGAAACGCUUGUGUGGCCGACACAAGUGUGGCGAGCUUUGUUGCGUGGCUGUGGAGCACAAGUGCCCCCUGAUCUGUGGUUACAAGCUGAACUGUGGUCUUCACCGCUGCCAGGAGCCCUGUCAUCGUGGAAACUGUGAACCCUGCUGGCAGUCCAGCUUUGAUGAGCUGACCUGUCACUGUGGUCUCACUGUGCUGUACCCACCCAUCCCCUGUGGCACAAGCCCACCAGAGUGUAAAAACCUCUGCACAAGAAGACAUGAGUGUGACCACCCAGUGUUCCACAACUGCCACAGUGAGGAGAAGUGUCCACCCUGCACUUACCUCACUCAGAAAUGGUGCAUGGGAAACCACGAGCAACGCAGCAACAUUCCAUGUCAUUUGCAACACAUUUCCUGUGGCCUGACCUGCAACAAGGCGCUGCCAUGCGGAAUGCACCGCUGCAGACGGCUCUGCCAUCGGGCCGACUGCUUAGCCGAGGGCGUCUGCCAGCAGCCCUGCGCGCUGCCUCGUCCAGACUGUGGCCACCCGUGUGCUGCUCCCUGUCAUGAAGGCAGCAGCUGCCCACGCUCCACCUGCGCUGCCAAGGUCGCUCUACAAUGUGACUGUGGCCGAAGGAAAGAGACCGUGGUCUGCACAGAGGCAACCACUUCAUAUCAGAGGUAUGCUGCCAUCGCCAUGGCCAGCAAACUGUCUGACAUGCAGCUCGGUGACUCUGUGGACAUUGGGCAGUUUCUGACCAAGAAGGAGCUGAAACAGACCAGGCUUGAAUGUGACCAAGAAUGUGCUGUGCUGGAGAGGAACAGGCGAUUGGCUGAGGCUUUGCAGAUAGAUGCAUCCUCUGAUCCCUUCAACGUCCGCUCCACCUCCUCCUACAGCGACAGCCUUAAAGACGACGCCAGAAAAGAUUUGAAAUUUGUCUCAGAGGUAGAAGAAGAGAUCAGAAAUCUUGUCGAGCUUGUCAGUAAGGGAAAACAGUCAAAGAGGAGUCACUGUUUCCCGCCCAUGAAAAGAGAACACCGCAAAAUCAUCCACGAUCUGGCCGAGGUCUACAGCGUGGAGAGCGUGAGCUAUGACAGCGAGCCCAAACGUAACGUGGUGGUCACAGCCCACAAGGGGAAGUCAUCCUGUCCAAACUCAUCCCUGACGUCGCUGAUAGAGAGAGAAACAGUUGCUAGAGCCCCCCCUCCCAUUGCUCACGUCAAACAGCAUGGCAGCAAGGCUUCCAGCGGAGGCACCUGGUCAAAGGCGGUUAAAGAAGAGCCUGUCUUAGAUUAUUUUGAUGUCCAGGACUAACAUUAGGCCCGACAGUAGAGGAACGCUCAGCUCAAAAACAUCUGUCUGAAAUUGGUUUCAUGCAUGUUCACUGUAAAUCAGGUACCGUUCCUUGCCUCCAUAAUCAAAUAAAAUUACAUUUGGGAAAUG